Molecule: messenger RNA, 753 nt
Organism: Dendronephthya gigantea
Lineage: Eukaryota; Metazoa; Cnidaria; Anthozoa; Malacalcyonacea; Nephtheidae
Product: small nuclear ribonucleoprotein Sm D1-like
Exons: 3
Coding region: 16-534 (172 amino acids)
Biological process (GO): RNA processing; spliceosomal snRNP assembly
Cellular component (GO): SMN-Sm protein complex; U4 snRNP; catalytic step 2 spliceosome
Molecular function (GO): RNA binding
Source: RefSeq, a predicted model, not a curated record
UGUGUAAGUGUAACCAUGACAACCAUCACUUCCACUAUCCUCGAGCCCAGUCUAUAUUUACUAAAAGUGGCGCGAACGUCCGAAAUACGAUUAACGAUCACAAUCACUUCAAAAAUCGAAGUAAUUUUUUCUUUGGAAUCCUUUGGAAAACGAAGGCAUCCGUCCAUUAAAAUGAAACUCGUUCAGUUUUUGAUGAAAUUGAGUCAUGAAACCGUAACUAUUGAACUGAAGAAUGGCACAGUGAUUCAUGGCACGAUUGCAGGUGUUGACAUGAGUAUGAACACUCAUUUAAAGACAGUGAAGAUGACAAUCAAGAACAAAGAUCCUGUACAACUGGACAGCUUAAGUAUUCGUGGUAACAACAUUCGUUACUACAUUCUACCUGAGAGUUUGCCAAUCGAUACUUUGUUGGUGGAAGAACCACCACGAGCCAAAGGAAGAAAGAGAGAAGCAAUGGCACUUGGCAGGGGGAGAGGCAGGGGACGUGGACGCGGCAGAGGUGGCCCAAGAGGACGUGGAAGAGGCAGAAGAUAGAACACUGGACUUGGUUCUUAUACUGUGCUGUGUGCAGCCAGACUUAUAUAGGAUUUCCUAUAUUAAUUGCUGCUCUUACAUUGUGAUAUAAACAGGAUUUAUUCAGAAACAUUGACUGUGAUUACAUUGUACAUCUUGUUUGGUAUUGAAAUGAGUUCAUCUAAGUCAUGGUUUGUAGCUAGAUAAUGCAUGGAAUAUUGAUAAUGUUAACCUCAUCAA